AUGCGUGUCUUUACUGAUUCCUACAGAGACCUCGUUGAUCUCAGCACGCAGCAGUCUAAAAGGGCAGGAGAGUUUACGCUUCCUCCACUCCCGUAUCCAUAUGAUUUCCGAGCCAACAUUGAAUAUGAAAAAAAGGCCCUCGAACCCAUCAUCUCAAAAGAGAUAAUGACAAUCCACCAUGACAAGCACCAUCAAGCCUACGUCACGAACCUAAAUACUGCUCUGUCGAACCAAACACUUGCUCUUGAACAAUCUAGUAUUCCAAAGCUAGUUGAACUACAGUCAAAGAUAAAGUUCAACGGUGGCGGUCAUAUCAACCACUCGCUAUUCUGGAAGAACAUCGCACCCUAUGGCUCCAAAUUCACAAACGUCGACACGCAGGCUCCACUUCUCAAAGUAGCCAUCGAGAAGAAAUGGGACAAUUUUGAAAAGUUCAUAACCGAGUUUAACAAUGCUUUGAUUAACCUACAGGGAAGCGGAUGGGUGUGGCUGACAGCCAGUGAACUGAAGGGGAAAUUACACAUUCGCAGUACAAAAGAUCAAGACCCAGUUGUUGAUGCUGUGCCCAUCUUUGGCGUGGAUAUGUGGGAGCAUGCAUAUUAUUUGCAGUACGAAAACAACAAAGCGUCGUACGUGGCGGGUAUCUGGAAGGUCAUCAAUUGGCAGGAGGCAGAGGACCGCUUCAAAAAUGGAGUCGAGGGACUUGAUUUGUAA
Molecule: messenger RNA, 714 nt
Organism: Penicillium angulare
Lineage: Eukaryota; Fungi; Ascomycota; Eurotiomycetes; Eurotiales; Aspergillaceae
Product: superoxide dismutase
Exons: 3
Coding region: 1-714 (237 amino acids)
Biological process (GO): superoxide metabolic process
Cellular component (GO): mitochondrion
Molecular function (GO): metal ion binding; superoxide dismutase activity
Source: RefSeq, a predicted model, not a curated record